Molecule: messenger RNA, 756 nt
Organism: Purpureocillium lilacinum
Lineage: Eukaryota; Fungi; Ascomycota; Sordariomycetes; Hypocreales; Ophiocordycipitaceae
Cellular component (GO): intracellular anatomical structure
Molecular function (GO): oxidoreductase activity, acting on NAD(P)H, oxygen as acceptor
Source: RefSeq, a predicted model, not a curated record
AUGGCGGCCACAAAAGUCUUCAUUGUCACCGGCGCCAGCAAAGGCAUUGGCGCCGCCGUCGCCAACUACCUCCUCGGGCAGUCUCACAAGGUCGUGUUGGCCGCGCGCUCCGGCGACCUGCUGGAGUCGGUCAAAAAGUCUCAUCCGACCCAAGUGGAAUACAUUGCCGGCGACAUGACGAGUUCAGAUAUGGCGGGCAAGCUGACCAACCUUGCCGUCAAGGCCUUUGGCCGGCUUGAUGGCAUUGUCAUCAACCACGGCCUGCUGGAAGCCCAGACCAUUGACAAGUCUACGAUUGACGGCUGGAAGCGCGUCUACGAAAUCAACGUCUUCAGCUGCCUUGCCAUGGCCAAAGCUGGCAUUCCAGAGCUGCGCAAGACCAAGGGCUGCGUCGUGUGGCUGUCAUCCGGCGCCGCCAACAAGCCGUACAACGCAUGGGCCGCGUACGGGUCCUCCAAGGCCGCGGUGCAGUCAAUCUCGAAUCACCUCGCGGUGGAGGAACCGGACAUCACCAGCAUCACCGUGGCCCCUGGGAGAGUCAACACCGAUAUGCAGGCGGUGGUGAGGGCCUCAGGCAAGGACACCAUGAACAAGGCUCAGUACGACACAUUCGUCGACGCAUUCGAGCAGGGCAAGCUGCUGGAGCCGGAGCAGCCCGGGCAUGUCAUUGCCAAGUUUGUUGCAAACCCCAAGUCCGAACUUUCGGGGCAAUGUCUCAAUUGGAAUUCGCCCGAGUUGGAAGCUUAUCAAGGGUAG